CAUUUGGGGGAUAUCUGUACUGUCCUGACAUUUGGGGGAUAUCUGUACUGUCCUGACAUUUGGGGGGAUAUCUGUACUGUCCUGACAUUUGGGGGGGAUAUCUGUACUGUCCUGACAUUUGGGGGAUAUCUGUACUGUCCUGACAUUUGGGGGAUAUCUGUACUGUUCUGACAUUUGGGGGGAUAUCUGUACUGUCCUGACAUUUGGGGGAUAUCUGUACUGUCCUGACAUUUGGGGGAUAUCUGUACUGUUCUGACAUUUGGGGGAUAUCUGUACUGUCCUGACAUUUGGGGGAUAUCUGUACUAUUCUGACAU
Staurois parvus is the source of this 315-nucleotide messenger RNA. The record is from the annotation of a GenBank genome assembly. NCBI's taxonomy places the organism in Eukaryota, Metazoa, Chordata, Amphibia, Anura, Ranidae.